UCGCGUUUAUAAUGGGCGAACUUAUCACGCAUACGCCGUGUUGUGCGUCGAUGGCUUAUUACGAUUCGAAUUGUCAUCGAAAGUGAAGCGAUCUUUCUCUCCUCUUUCUCUAUCUCUAUAUCUUUAUUGCAUUUGCACUUUUCUCGCUUUUCCUUGGCCCGCACAUUCGCAUAAAUUUUCCGCUGCAGCGGUCCGCAUCAUUAUAAAAGCCUCGCCUCGCCAGCUGGCCGCUAACAAUCCCAGCUGAGACUCCGUCGCGCCACAAUGUCAGCGGUGCCACAAGCACGAUCCCGUCAGCAUCGUCAUCAUCAUCAUCAUCAUCAUAAGAAGCACUACACGAUCCAUUCGAACCACCUCAUCCAAAUGGGAUCAAUCAUCUUUAGCCAACGGCAGUGGUGCAUAUGCCUGCUGAUUAUCAUGUCGACUCUUUGCAGUGCUGUUUCAGUAACCUCAGGCACAUCGGGAAACAGUCGCCGCCGAUCAGGAGGAACCCUAGGAGCAGGUGCAUCCUCACUUGAGGAGACUGAUGGCAAGAAAAUUCCAGAUCAGCUAGCUUUGGCAGCCAGUCGUCGCGGGUCAGAUGAACGUGGUUACUCCAGGCGAGGAUCGGUGAUACACAGCAGAUUAAAGGAGGCGGACAGCAAAGAUUAUAGCUACGGCCAGGUGGAACUAAAUCUCGUCCGCCCCGAGCAAGAAUCGCAUCCGAAACUCAUACUGAGCACCACGACCGCAGCAUCCGGAUCGGGGGCGACCGGAGUCAAUCUUGAGGAUUCCCAAUCCGCAGCCGAGUACGUGGCCAAUGCCAUCAAGUUGGCCUACAAUCAGCCACCGGUACAGAUUCAGCUCAAGAAUCCGAACCAGAAUCUGAACCAAAACCAGAACCAUAAGAAGCUGCAGGUUUCCACGCAGAGGAGUUACCAAGAGCAGCGGAGGGAUAAGGAUAGGGAGCUCCAGGAACUGCAAAGGCAAAAGGAACUUGAACAGCAGGGAUUGAUCCUAGGCUCAGGACCCUCGUCUCCAUCCUCCUUGGGAUCGGAAUCCUCUUUACCACCCUCAUCGCCCUCUUUAGCACCAGCUCCUGUGUACGAAAAGGAACCCGUCACACGGAGCUAUGAACUCUAUGAACCCUCCACCGAAGGGGAAUCCAAUGUCCAUAUCCAGGGACCAGAGCCAGACAUCGAACGUCACUUCCGUCCCAAAUAUAACAACUACAACAACAACUAUGCCCAAUAUCAGCCACCGCAAAUCUACAGAAAUCUCGAAGCCGAGGCCGAGGAAAAAGUCAGGGUAUCGGCCUCAACGGAAAUUCCUAAAUCGGAGAUUAUGAAACAGAUUGAAAAGAGUGUGAUUAAGUAUAUGAAGGAAUUGGAGGCAGAGGGUAAAAUCCUAAGUACCCUUCAAGAGCCGGCCACGCCCCCGGCACCACCACCUCCGCCACCGCCGCCCUCAAUCGCCAAGACCACCUACUAUAAAUCGCAGCCACUGCUUUCAUCUGGUGGUAUCCACCAUUCCGGAACUAUAACCUCUACCCAUUCGGAGGAAAAACGCUACAGCAGCAGCACAGUGCGGCCCAAAUUUACGGCACCACCAACGACGACGAAGCAACAGCAGUUGCAUCACCAUCAUCAGCAGCAGGUGCACCACCACCCACAGCACCACCACACCCACCAAAUAGGUGGAAAAUUAAGGAGUUCCACGUUGGCUUCAAAGCCCCUUCAGCACUUUCAAUCGGAAACGGAAACAGCCUAUCAGGCACCUGAUUUACCCGUAGACGAACUGAGUCCCAAUGUGGAGUUUAUCUACAAGAUCAAGACUCGGGCUCCCCUGCAAACUGCCACAGUGAAAACCGUCUCAAAACCCUAUACUCUACCCCUCAAGAGCGCCGAUCAUUUUGAUCAUGGUGCGGCCUUAAAAAAUAUCGAAGAAUUCGAUUUAUCUCACGUAGUACCCACUCCAGAUCGGGUGGAAAGGGAAAGAGAAAGAGAAAGAGAAAGGGAGAGGGAACGUGAUUCACGGGAGGAUCAGGGCCGACUUAGCAACUCUGGUAAAGCCCACAAGUUGUAUUUCAAUUCGGAAAUCUAUCACGACAUAAAUUCAUUGCCCUACAAAAGCAAAGAGGCAGCUGCUUUGCAGGAAUAUCGAAGCAAGCUCAAGGCAAGCGGGAGCCCAUCAUCUGGAGAACUGCAUCCAGAUUACAAGGGCUAUGCACCCGGUUACUUUGCCGAACCGGAAGCAGAGGUGGAAAAUGAUUCCAAGGUCAUUCUGAAUGAAGAGGGAGGCUAUCCCUAUCAUUAUGUGCUGAAAAAGGAAACUCUUUUGGAUGAUCAUGAUCCAUGGUUGGAGCAACAGCCUCUGCGCCUCGCCCACGCCCACGCCCACACGCACAGCCACGCCCACAACCCCAACAAGCAUUCGAGUCUCGAAUACGAUAGCUACAGUCCGAAAUUCAAUAACAAUCCUGAGGGUUACGGCUAUCAGCAUACCUACAAGGUCAGAGGUCAGGCGGGAGCCGUGGGCGUUUUAGGUGGAGUGGCUACAGGUGCUGGGGCUGGUGGAAAGCGCGGAAAACGGGGGGGCGGUGCUCAUCCCAGACAAGAGGCGAUCAAGAAGCAACUGCGGGCAUCGGAGGCAAAGGAUUUGGAAGCCAGUUUGGCCCUGAGGCCACCGCCCAAAUAGUUAACCAUCUAUUAACGAUUACAUCCCUAAAUUCGAACACCCUCGUAGCUGAUUUUUUGCCAGAGUUCCGUGCAUGGUUGAUUGUAUAUGUUUUUUUUUUUGUAAGAAUCUAAGACUAUUAUUAUUUAUUG
Messenger RNA from Drosophila takahashii, 2807 nucleotides. RefSeq names its product AF4/FMR2 family member lilli. Lineage: Eukaryota; Metazoa; Arthropoda; Insecta; Diptera; Drosophilidae. The record is from RefSeq and is a predicted model, not a curated record.